Molecule: messenger RNA, 2546 nt
Organism: Xyrauchen texanus (razorback sucker)
Lineage: Eukaryota; Metazoa; Chordata; Actinopteri; Cypriniformes; Catostomidae
Gene: mob2b
Product: MOB kinase activator 2b
Exons: 5
Coding region: 459-1127 (222 amino acids)
Biological process (GO): positive regulation of protein phosphorylation; signal transduction
Cellular component (GO): cytoplasm; nucleus
Molecular function (GO): protein kinase activator activity
Source: RefSeq, a predicted model, not a curated record
ACUUCCGGAUUUCCUGUAUUAUGGCAGAGCUUGAAAUCAGCCACUCCAGUUGUCCUACAACCUCGGCGAGUGCCCUGUGCCCCGAAAACGGCGGGAGCCCAUUCAAAAGCCUCUCCGCUUAAGCAGGAUGGUUUUGUGACCGGAGAGCCGCCAUAUUCCUGGCCAGCAGUAGAGAGAUUACCGCAGCUUUAGACGACCAUUCAAGACAGAAAGUAUCCUUCUGCCACCCUUCGCCAAACGUCAAAGUCAAUGCGGUCCUCGACCGGAGUGCUGGAGCUCAUCCACCGGCCCCACCGUCACCUUUCACGCGCUUGUUAUUAACACACUUUCAUUCGCAAAAAGACAAGUGUUGGAGAUUAAAAACACAUCCCAGCCCAAAUAAAGACUGUUAGCUUGGGCUACCCGGAUAAAUAGAGGGGGAACGGUAGCUCUGGUUGGAUUUAUCCCUUUCAAUCAUAAUGGAGUGGUUAAUGGGGAAGGGCAAGGGAAAGCCCAAUGGUAAGAAGCCACCCACCGAGGAGAAAAAGCAUUACCUUGAUGCGGACUACACCAAAGUAAGAGUCGUCGAUUUCGAACUCAAGGAGCUGGUGGUGUUGCCGAGGGAGAUCGACCUGAAUGAAUGGCUCGCUAGCAACACCACGACUUUCUUCAAUCUCAUCAACCUACAGUACAGCACAAUCUCAGAGUUCUGCACGGGCGAUACGUGUCCAGCCAUGACGGCCUGCAAUACGACAUACUACUGGUAUGAUGAAAAAGGGAAGAAGACGAAAUGCACAGCGCCACAGUAUGUGGACUUUGUCAUGAGUUCAGUUCAGAAGCUGGUGACUGAUGAGGACAUCUUUCCUACUAAGUAUGGCAAAGAAUUCCCCAACACCUUCGACUCACUGGUAAAGAAAAUCUGCAGGUAUCUCUUCCACGUGCUCGCACAUAUCUACUGGUCCCACUACAAGGAGUCGGUGGCCAUGGACCUGCACGGACACCUAAACACACUGUACACACAUUUCAUCGUUUUUAUAAGGGAAUUCAAUCUGAUGGACCCCAAGGAGACAUCUAUACUGGAUGAUCUGACGGAGGCCCUCUGCACACCCCUUCCCCCUCUGCCACAGAACCACGUGACUGAGAGAUGAGGCCCAGGGUCACGCUCGCUGCACCUGCCAAGCCGGGGUUCCCCCUCCCUCUACCUGGGAGGAGAGAUAGACUACACCAGUCACAAUGGUGCUGGGACCCAUAGACCUUCCACACUUCCAGAACAUUGCUCUCUUUAGGACCCAGUAAGGAGUGGUCAGCCAGGCCUGCAGGGGGCAGCACUUGCUGAUUGACUUCAGAGGCUGCCCUAACUGUGAGCCAAACCCUUUAACCAAGAACAGCUCAUCUCCCUAGCCUCUUUGAGUAUGCUUUAUUUGGUUUCCCUCCCUUUCGCAAUUUUUCAUUAGGUGAAAACAGAGGCCGGUUUAUUUCUUGCGUCUUUCCUCAUCUUUGCACCUGUAGGACAAAAAGUACCCGGCCUUCUACUCCCUAAUGAGUGUUUAAUGUUAGAAUAACAGGAGGCCGCUAGAUUUCUCUUAAUAUAGCAGAACUUUUUCUCAUCUCUUGGUUUCAUAUAAGGGUGAGAUGUUGGCCUGGUACCUCACAGAGCCUCAUGUAUGGUAUAAAGGUUUCUCUUUUUCUUUUAUAGGGUAAAAGGUGUGUGUGUGUGUGCGUGUGUGUUAAAGGCUUUUGCACUCAGGAACUGAGAGAGCGCUCAAUGCUACCUGCUCAUCCAUAUAAGCCUUUGAGUGUCACUUUACUCAUCAUAUAGCAAUCUCAUCAGUCCCAUAUCUGAUAAAACGGCACCUCCAUUGUCCCACAGCCAUAUGCUUGUAUAUGGGAUAGACUUUUGUUGCCUAUUAGACUGCUAACCACUGUAGAGGAGUGGUUCUGCUAGGGACUGAAAUACAAUUAGGCUGCCAUUUUGGAUCCACCUAGGGAGUCAUGCUGGCUCCAGGGCCUGGGUUUGUGUGUUUCCUCUUGAGUGACAAAGACAUUGCUGUUGUCUGCUAAAAUUUAAAUAAAAUAUAAAUGACACUGCUAUUCAGGCCCUGGAAGUCAUAUCCCCUGUGGAACAGUACAAAUGUUUAGAUGUUUUAAAGAGUAAAGUGGCUUCGUUGCAGUAGAAUACAGGAAAGCAAGGGCUUGUCUGGCCUCACUUUGAAAAGACAAUUUCUGAAUGGAAAAGAAUGUAAACUUAGUCUCUAUGUAUUGAUUGCAAAGAUUAUUAUCUUGGAGUGACUGAGAGAGCGAGUAAGACCGAGUGCAAGAAAGAGCAUAAGAUAUUUGAGUUCUCCCUUCAUCACUGUAAAACGAGAGUUCUGUAAGGCUGACCUCUGUGAGAAGAUUGGACCUUUUCCUUUUAUUUAAUUUAUUUCUCUUUUUUUUUGGUUUUAGUUGACAUUUUUCAGGGCUCCACAUUUCUGGCUUUUGUUUAAUGUAUUUUAAUAAUACUUAAGUUAAAAGCGAUUUAAUAUUUUAAGCUCGGCAAAUUAUAACCUAAUAAAAUAUUUAAAAGU